CUGUAGCCCGCCUCCGGUGUGCCGCGCAGAGGAGGAGUUGCAGAAAACUCCAAAUACUCUUUUUUUGGGAAGUGCUGACGCGGACAACCGUUCAGUGCAGCUGUGCUUCAGAGGUUCGGAAAGACGACAUGCCAGGGCUCACGUUUUUGCCUUACUUCUGUCUUUUCUGUUUCUUCCUUGAGGUUCGCGCUUACUUUAACGAGGAACAGUUGUACCCGGAAUCCAUCGUGCAGAAUCCGACGGUGGUGAUUGCAAUUAUUGCCCGCAAUGCCGCUCACUCUUUGCCUUACUAUCUGGGAGCGAUCGAGAGGCUCGACUACCCUAAAGACCGCAUCUCCAUCUGGGCUGCAACCGAUCACAAUAUCGACAACACCACAGCGGUCCUGAGGGAGUGGCUCACUGUUAUGCAGAAGUAUUACCAUAAAAUAGAAUGGAGACCCAUGGAGGAACCCAAAUCAUACCCAGGAGAGAUGGGUCCCAAGCACUGGACCAAUGGAAGAUAUGAAUAUGUCAUGAAGCUGAAGCAGGUGGCCUUAAACUUUGCUAAAAGACAGUGGGCUGACUACAUCCUGUAUUGUGACACAGAUAAUAUUUUGACCAACCCCAAGACUCUGAGCCUAAUGAUUGCUGAGAACAAGUCUGUCAUUGCACCAAUGCUCGAUUCCCAGAGUGCUUACUCCAACUACUGGUGUGGAAUCACCCCACAGGGUUACUACCGUCGCACCGCUGAGUAUUUCCCCACCAAGCACCGCCUCCGACUUGGCUGCUUUCCGGUGCCAAUGGUACAUUCAACAUUCCUUCUGGAUCUGCGCAGGGAGGCGGUCAAGCAACUGGCAUUUCAUCCUCCUCAUCCUGACUAUUCCUGGCCUUUUGAUGACAUCAUUGUGUUUUCCUUCUCCUGCCGUGUCUCAGAUGUACAGAUGUAUGUUUGCAACAAGGAGCGGUAUGGAUACCUGAAUGUUCCUGCAAAACCACAUCAAACCGUUGAAGAUGACAGGGUCAACUUUAUUCACCUGCAGCUUGAAUCGAUGAUUGAUGGACCCCCCAUGUACCCCUCCCAGUAUGUGUUCCUGCCUCCUCCUCAUCCUGACAAAAUGGGUUUUGAUGAGGUAUACCUGAUUAACCUGCGUAGACGACCAGACCGCAGAGAGAGGAUGCUGAACUCAUUGUACGAACAAGAAAUUGAUGUCAAAGUGGUGGAUGCAGUAGAUGGCAGUGCCCUAAACAGCAGUGAUAUUAAAAGUCUUGGUGUUGACCUCCUUCCUGGCUAUUAUGAUCCAUACUCUGGCAGGACCCUUACUAAAGGGGAGGUGGGCUGCUUCCUCAGUCAUUACUACAUCUGGAAGGAGAUUGUGGACCUACAACUUGACAAGGCUUUGGUUUUUGAGGACGACGUUCGUUUUCAAGGCAAUUUUAAGAGGCGACUCAUGAGACUGAUGGAGGAGAUAGAACUGGUGGAGCUCGAUUGGGAUCUUAUAUAUCUUGGACGAAAGCAGGUGAAUCCCACAAAGGAGGAAGAAGUGGAGAAUGUGCAAAAUCUGGUUGUAGCCGACUAUUCUUACUGGACCCUGUCAUAUGUCAUUUCACUACAGGGAGCACUGAAGCUCCUCAAUGCAGAACCGCUCACCAAGAUGUUGCCAGUUGAUGAGUUCCUGCCCCUCAUGUACGAUAAACACCCUAAUGAGCAGUACAAGACGCACUUCCUGAACAGGAAUUUGCAGGUGUACUCCACACACCCUUUGUUGGUUUUUCCCUGCCAUUAUGCAGGGGAUCCAGAGUGGGUGAGCGACACAGAAACCUCAACUCUCUGGGACAACGAUUCAGUGAAGACAGACUGGCGGGGAUCACACAAAAUGCUAAAGGGUUCACCAUACCAAAGUACCACCUCACGGGAUGAACUUUAAAAUCCUCCUCUACCUGCCUCCGUCCAUUUCCUUAUGUUUGUAAGGUUGUGGGAUGCCAGAACCAGACCCAAACCAGCAAUGGGUGCAAAGUGAGACUGCCCAAGAAAAUACUGAAGAAUUUCAAUAGACCUCAGCUGAGGGUUCUGGAGAGACCAAAGAGCAGUGCGUCAAACCGGAAAAGAGUCCGAGGACACACAGAGCUCGCAGAGUCUGGCAGAACUGUACUUGAAUGGGACUAGAAAGAAUAAUUUUACAAGUUUCAGGAUACAUUUUUAAAGUAAAUGUUAUUUAACAAGGA
Polypterus senegalus (gray bichir) is the source of this 2202-nucleotide messenger RNA. RefSeq names its product cerebral endothelial cell adhesion molecule (gene cercam). NCBI's taxonomy places the organism in Eukaryota, Metazoa, Chordata, Cladistia, Polypteriformes, Polypteridae. The transcript has 13 exons. The record is from RefSeq and is a predicted model, not a curated record. Bases 129 to 1904 code for a protein of 591 amino acids.